Messenger RNA from Filobasidium floriforme, 3564 nucleotides. RefSeq lists its product as uncharacterized. The transcript has 6 exons. The record is from RefSeq and is a predicted model, not a curated record. Lineage: Eukaryota; Fungi; Basidiomycota; Tremellomycetes; Filobasidiales; Filobasidiaceae. Bases 1 to 3564 code for a protein of 1187 amino acids.
AUGAAAAACGUAUCAAAGAAGUCCGGUGGGAACGCAGCUACCCCGAAGAAGACCAAGGCUGAAGUGAAGGCAGGACAGAGGUGGCGGGCACAACAGAUCAACGAACGUAAAAGGUUGAAGAAGGAGGCCGACCUCGCCAAGGCAGCAGAGACAGACGGACAGCGGGAACGAGAGGGACAUGCAGCGACCGGUGGUGUGGCUCCGGAUAACAAUCAGGGACCGGCCAGGUCUCGCAAGGCAACAUCACCGUUGACUCCGCUCUCUGAUGAUGGUACGAACGAAAACGAGCUGGAACAGCAACAACAGCAGCAACAACAACAGCAACAGCAACAACAACACCAGGAGCAGCCGGAGCAGCAGCAGCAACCUGCGGGAAAUGGUAUUGAGGUUGGUGUGGAAGGGGAGGUGAAUGCAAAAAGCGGGAAGAACGAAGAGGCGAACUCGGACGCGCCCACAUCGAAAAAGAAGGCCGUCGACCCAGCCGAUGUUGAAACGGAGGCCGUGAGAGAGCAAGCCGAGACGGAGAAAGCCGAGAGGGAGAAAGGCGAGAGAGAGAAAGCCGAGAAGGAGGAAGCGGAGAAGGAGAAGGCGGAGAAGGAGGAAGCUGAGAAGGAGAAAGCGGAGGAGGAGAAGGCGGAAGAGGAGAAAGCGGAGAAGGAGAAAGCAGAGAAGGAGGAGAAAGCGGAGAAGGAGAAAGCAGAGAAGGAGGAGGGGGAAGAGCAGUCAGAGAAGGCCAAGACGCGAUUUGACCUUUUCCAAGGGAUUUUUCCCAAAGCAGCGUGGCCGGUACCAACUAUCCGGUUGAGAGGUCCACGUCAAAUCCGAGCUUUACCUAAGCUCAAGCCUAUCGACAAGGCUGCUCUCGAAGCCAAUUUCGCAAAGUUCCAAAAAUUUGCGGGGGUCUCGGGUCCUGCUGGGGAUGGGCGGGAAUCGAUGAUUGGAUCGAUUCGAGCAGCGGCGGAAAGCGUCUGGACACAAGGACGGAAACGGCGAGGAGGGAGUCAAGGCUUGGACCCGGUUGGUGAUCAUGAACAAAGGUCGAGCUCGGUAAUGGCGGACGAUGUAGGCGAGGGUCAACGCAAAAGAGCGAAGCCGAAUCCCGAGCAGGACAACCCAACGGGAGAGGCGCAAGAUUUCAUGGGACAAGUGGUGUAUGGGCGAAAGCGAACGCUGACCCAGCCUAUCUACCGGCCUGGAAGUCGAUGGAGAGAACCAUUCCCUACCGCGCGGCACAAAAACGUGGAAGGUUUCGGUCACGCACUCAUGCAAGCGAUGCAUGCGGUCGAAGACUCGAUUGCCACACCUCAACAAUGGGAGGAUCGCGUUGUUCCACACCUGAAGGAUAUUCUUCAAGAAGGAUGGGAAGGAGCGGAAUGGGAGAAGAUACGGGACAUCGCAAUGAACCGUAGUAUUUCCAAAUUUUCCCGCCUCUGCGAAUUCUUCGAAGUGUGUUGGGACUCAGGUGCCUAUGCGGAAGGAUUCAGCAUCUGCGAUAAUCCCGCAAUAAUUCAGGCCUAUGGGAUCGUGGUGCAAGCCAUUGAAGCGCGGGAGGACCGGUGGAUAGGAAUGUCCAAGCACGAACUGUACGAGAAGCUGCACUUUGUGUUCCGAGGUGAACAGCUCGGUUGCCGGUAUGACGUUCUCGACGACAAGCAGGAGGUGAUGCUGGACGAAAUCCUUGAGAUCGAGGAUAGGGUCGCCGACAUUGUCUUUGACCUAUUCGGGGAGGUCAGCCCCGCACUGGUGGAGCGUGGUCGAUUGGGCAUCGAUGGACGCCCACAAGAAUGCGACACCACGGAAAAGAAGGCUCUAUGGGACACCAGCCGGGGGCUGAUCACGCAGGCGCGUCGCAAGCGGGAUCUGCUAGCCUGCGCAAUUCGUGCUGAUGGGUGGAUCGAAGGGGUGUUUAUGGGGCGGGAAUGGAUGAAAGGCGCUUCUCCCGCGCUGGUAUCUUUGAUGGGAGGGGUGCUGCAGGGAUUUGCAAACCGGCCGGACUACAAAUCGACAAGCUCGUUGACCGGCGAGUUACAUUAUCUGCGGCGGCUAUUGGGCGAAGGCAGGUUCUAUGAGAGCGAAUGGAUCCCCAUCCUCGACAUGUUCCGCAGGACCGAUAGCGUGAUGACGCAAUCCACUCUCAAAGCGCUUUUGGGUGCUGUGCGGCUGCCGGAAGCACGACAGCGAUGGGCUGAUAUCAGUAGCCGAGCGCGAGAGCUCUGGCGGGAAUCCGGGAAAUCGUUCAGGAUGCCGAUAGCCAUCGACGCAAACUUGGCCAACGUCAAAGCUGCCCAAGCACUGCGAGGGGUCGUGAACUUGGGUAACAGGCCGCUCAUCGCCGCUGGCCGACGUGCUUUGAGAGCUCAGGUCGAAGACAAGGUUGGCACGUUCCCACACACGGAGACCUGGGCGAGCUAUUUUGCGGAUGUUCACCAACUGAAACUUGGUAACAUGAGCGGGAUGACGUUUUGUGCUCGUGCAACUGCGCGGGAAUCGGUUUUCGCUAAGGUGAUGGGUCUGCUUGAACACUCGCUCUACGAGAAAGAGAAGACCGAUGAGCUCGACAAAUCAAAGCAUAGUCUUCACCGAUUUUUGGUUGAGUUCCACUACCAAGAGCUCGAUGCGGACGGCCGUGUGGAGUCGGCACAAGUUGACGCCACCAUCAUCGAGGAGAAGUUCAUGUGGUCCAAGCCCGCAACGAGGAUGGAAGUUGACUGGCAAAACGAGGAUGCGCGGGCAGACGCGUUGGCGGAAGAACAGGCUCUGUGGGAUGACGACACGUUUGGCGCAGGAAUCGAUGCAAGCCAGAGCCAACCUGAGGAACAGGAACCUGAGUUGGACGGCAUGUUCGACUUUGGCACCGGGAACGGAGAGGAGGGUGAUCGGGAAGGUGAUCUAGAUAUGGAUAUCACCAUAGACCAAGGUACCGAGCCCGCAAGGCAGAGUGAUAAGCCUGCUACCGACGUGGUCGACGAGGUUGGUAAAGCAACAACGGAAGUCACUACGGGAGCCAACAAGGAUACGGUGCGGGAAGGGGCGCAAAAGGCGGGAACCGGAGAAUCCUUCUUCCAUAAGGCUCUGGGUCGAAGGAUGGUCUACAUCGAUUGCACGAAGCACGUGUACCCAUCGUUGAAGAAGGAGAACGCUACCAAUAUCACCUGGAAGCAAGACGAGGAUGGUGAUUGGCUUCCCGCAAGUAUCAUUACGGCGAGUGAAAGUCGGACCGACCAGCAAGCCCGCGACGCGAGAGCCAAGGAGUGGAACAAUUUCGUUGAUACCGUGAAGACGAAAGCUGUGAAUCUUGCGGAACGAACGGGAACGACAUCGGUGACCAUCUGUGCUCGACCUAUGGUAGAAGACGACAAGGGAACGGUGGUGUUAUUCACCUCGCCGGGCAUGGUGGAACCCAAGGACGAGUCGUGGGAACCAAUGCUAAAAGCUUUCUGGGAGAACACGUACAGAGGCGCGGCGGACUUGUGCGAUCGUAUUGAAGAACGGGACGCAAAGUUUGUUGCGGCUAAGCCUGAGAAGGAAAAGGGCGGGAAGAGAGGUAAAGCCGGCGGGAAGUAG